Molecule: messenger RNA, 564 nt
Organism: Vicia faba (fava bean)
Lineage: Eukaryota; Viridiplantae; Streptophyta; Magnoliopsida; Fabales; Fabaceae
Source: the annotation of a GenBank genome assembly
AUGCUGGAUGAGUUUAACACACACGCUAAAUCAUUUAGAAUGGCUGCAGAUAGAUUAAAGGAUACUCUCGUGCCUGAUCUAAAGCUGAAGUUAAUAGCUGACAGAUCAAAAUAUGGAAGAACGUACAACCAACCGACUGUUUCGGAGGUAGCUGCACUUAUCGUUGGUGAUGUUGAUAUAGGUUCUAAAAGGGAUAUAAUUAUUGAAAAACAGAUCGGAAAGCUGAAAAGAAUAAGUGAGUUUCAUCCAAGUUAUCUUGCGUUACAGUAUCCGCUUUUGUUUCCAUUUGGGGAAGAUGGUUGUAGACUUGGUGUUCUACACAGAGAUAUAAGUGUAAUUAAAAAAGGUAAGCAAAAUAAGGUUACCAUUAGAGAAUGGCUAGCUUUUAGGAUUCAAAGUCGUCAUAAUGAAGCACAUACUCUUUUGAGGUCAAGGCGGUUGUUUCAGCAAUUUUUGGUCGAUGGAUUUACUAUGAUGGAGUCCCAAAGAUUGAAUUAUAUCCGCAAGCACUCAAUCUGUCUCUCUCGAACAAAGGGAAAACACUCAAGAGGCAAACAAAGGUAA